CGGGGGGGCCGCGCCCCCCCUCCUCCCCCCCUCGCCGGUCCCAGAGCCGCAGCUGCUGCGCCCGCGCGCUCCCGGGGACAUUCUGACCGCCGCCGGGUCCCGCCGCCUCUCGCCCCGCUGUUAAUACCGGCGGCACGGGAGGGGGGCGCAGCGUGCGCAGCGCAACCAUGGGGACGCUGUUGGCCUUCGUGGUCGGCGCGGCACUGGCGUCCUCAGCCUGGGGAGGCUGUGUGGAGGUGGACUCAGAGACCGAGGCCGUGUAUGGGAUGACCUUCAAAAUUCUGUGCAUCUCCUGCAAGCGCCGCAGCGAGACCACUGCCGAGACCUUCACGGAGUGGACCUUCCGCCAGAAGGGCACAGAGGAGUUUGUCAAGAUCCUGCGCUAUGAGAACGAGGUGCUGCAGCUGGAGGAGGAUGAGCGCUUUGAGGGCCGUGUGGUGUGGAAUGGCAGCCGGGGCACCAAGGACCUGCAGGACCUGUCCAUCUUCAUCACCAACGUCACCUACAACCACUCGGGCGACUACGAGUGCCACGUGUACCGCCUGCUCUUCUUCGACAACUACGAGCACAACACCAGCGUCGUCAAGAAGAUCCACCUUGAGGUGGUGAACAAAGCCAACAGAGACAUGGCGUCCAUCGUGUCUGAGAUCAUGAUGUACUUGCUCAUCGUGGUGUUGACCAUAUGGUUCGUGGCAGAGAUGGUUUACUGCUACAAGAAGAUCGCUGCUGCCACGGAGGCUGCUGCACAGGAGAACGCCUCAGAAUACCUGGCCAUCACCUCAGAAAGCAAAGAGAACUGUACGGGCGUCCAGGUGGCCGAAUAGCCCCGGUAAGGCCCUGGGCUCCGCCUCAAGGAAGAGCCAGCCCUAACGGGGAACAUCCGGGCACAGCCUGCCCCCAAUGGGGGUUGGCCAUUCCUGGGCCUCCACAAGCCUCAAAGUCCUGCCAACGGAGCCUCCAGGGUGGGAGAGGGCAGGGGGCUUGGCUCACACCCCGAAUCCAGCCUCUUCCUCCUGCCCCAUCACCCGCCCGCGCCGUGCAUGAUGGGUAAAGCAAUACUGCCGCUGCCCCCAUGCCUGCUUCUGCUGCCUGUUUGGGAGGGGGCGGUGAGGUGGGGGCAGCGGCUCCGCACCCCUCUUUCUUGCUGAUUUGCACACAUUGGCCGCUUUGGACGCGCACUACUGGGGCCCAGCCCCUCCCCGCCCCCUCCCUGCCCGGUGAGGGUUAUGAUGGGCUGGAACAGCUCGGGACGGGGGGUUCUGGGACCCGCUCCGACCCGCAGCGACAUUUCCCCUCCUGCUUCCUCUGGCUGGACCUGGGGUCUCCUCUCCCUGUGAUGCACUCUCGCCCCAGCCCAACCCGCCGUCUCUCACCAGCCUUGGAUUGUGGCCACUUCGAAAGGGGCCCAUUCAGCCUCGUCUCUCUUUACACAAGUAGUUUUGUUCAUGAAAUAAAGAUUCUUGGACUUGC
Molecule: messenger RNA, 1470 nt
Organism: Globicephala melas (long-finned pilot whale)
Lineage: Eukaryota; Metazoa; Chordata; Mammalia; Artiodactyla; Delphinidae
Gene: SCN1B
Product: sodium voltage-gated channel beta subunit 1
Biological process (GO): regulation of heart rate by cardiac conduction; regulation of sodium ion transmembrane transporter activity; cardiac muscle cell action potential involved in contraction
Cellular component (GO): voltage-gated sodium channel complex
Molecular function (GO): sodium channel inhibitor activity; transmembrane transporter binding
Source: RefSeq, a predicted model, not a curated record